Molecule: messenger RNA, 1885 nt
Organism: Echinops telfairi (small Madagascar hedgehog)
Lineage: Eukaryota; Metazoa; Chordata; Mammalia; Afrosoricida; Tenrecidae
Gene: ABHD6
Product: abhydrolase domain containing 6, acylglycerol lipase
Exons: 10
Coding region: 200-1213 (337 amino acids)
Molecular function (GO): catalytic activity
Source: RefSeq, a predicted model, not a curated record
CCGGGUGGAGAGCGGCGCGGGCUGGAGCGCUGCGGCCGGACGGGAGCUGCCCGGUGGGCACUGGGCGCUGGGUUCGGGGGCAUCCAGGUGGCGGAGUCCGUUCAGAAUCUCAUUAGCAGCUUCUGCCUGAGACAGUAGAGCCGGGAAAGAAAGCGUACUCUUCGAAGGCCCCCAGGAGCUCACCAGCCCGGAGAGCAGGAUGGAUCUGGACGUGGUGAACAUGUUUGUGAUCGCGGGUGGCACCCUGGCCAUUCCCAUCUUGGCCUUUGUAGCUUCAUUUCUCCUGUGGCCUUCAGCACUGAUAAAAAUCUACUACUGGUACUGGCGGAGGACUCUGGGCAUGCAGGUCCGCUAUGCCCAUCAUGAAGACUAUCAGUUCUGCUAUUCCGUCCGUGGCAGAGCUGGGAACAAGCCCACCAUCCUCAUGCUCCACGGAUUCUCCGCACACAAGGAUAUGUGGCUCAGCGUGGUCAAGUUCCUUCCGAAGAACCUGCACUUGGUCUGUGUGGACAUGCCAGGACAUGAGGGGACCACCCGUUCCUCCCUGGAUGACUUGUCCAUAGACGGGCAAGUCAAGCGGAUACAUCAGUUUGUAGAAUCUCUCAAGCUGAACAAAAAGCCCUUCCACCUGGUAGGCACCUCCAUGGGUGGCCAGGUGGCUGGGGUGUAUGCAGCUUACUAUCCAUCGGAUAUCUGCAGCCUGUCCCUGGUGUGCCCAGCCGGCCUGCAGUACUCCACUGAUAACCAGUUUGUGCAACGGCUCAGAGAGCUGCAGGACUCGGCCGCCGUGGAGAAGAUCCCCUUGAUCCCGUCCACCCCGGAGGAAAUGAGCGAGAUGCUCCAGCUCUGCUCCUUCGUGCGCUUCAAGGUGCCCCAGCAGAUUCUCCAGGGCCUUGUUGAUGUCCGCAUCCCGCAUAACAACUUCUACCGAAAGCUGUUUUUGGAAAUUGUCAGUGAGCGGUCCAGAUAUGCCCUGCACCAGCACAUGGACAAGAUCAAGGUCCCCACGCAGAUCAUCUGGGGGAAACAAGACCAGGUGCUUGACGUGUCUGGGGCAGACAUGUUGGCCAAGUCGAUCACCAACUGCCAGGUGGAGCUUCUGGAAAACUGCGGGCACUCAGUGGUGAUGGAGAGACCCAGGAAGACAGCCAAGCUCAUCGUUGACUUUUUAGCUUCUGUGCACAACACAGACAACAACAAGAAGCUGGACUGAGCCCCCAGCUGCAGCCUGCGCUCCACACACGACAUCUGCCCCCAUCUCCAGAAUCCGACGUGGCCACCACUUCUCAGGGAUCCCGCCCCAAAUGCGGUCGGAGCACCAGCAUCCCUGAAGAAGCUCGGCUCCCACCCCCUCCCGGGUUCCUACAGUUCCCCCGUGCUUCAGGGCCCCUGGGGAAAUCCCAAGACCUUUUCCACACAUGGAAACCCAUCGGGAACAGAAAAAAGGAAACCCGGCCUGAAAACAAUCUACCAGGAAGACAUCAAGCUCCUGUCCCAGACAGGCUCGUGCAAAACAGCCACCCUGGGCCACGACAGGGAGGACAUUUUCCGUCCAGCACUGGCCACACCCUGAUACCCAAGGCAGCCCUCCUGUUGCUUCGCCACCCCCUGCAUGGUGGGCGACUGACAUGGGAGCAUUCACGUGUAUUCGCCGAACCCCUCUGGCUUAUGUCUGAUGUCAGUUUUACAUAGAUGCUCUUCUGAGAACGCAGCCCCUCCACUGCAACCAGGGAGGACAGCGGUGAGCUGGAGGAAAUGUUUCUUCGCAGCCCGGCCAGCACUCUGAGCUGCUGGAGCUGAGCGGAACAUGGGUGCUUGGUGUCUUCAGCGCCUACGUGUCCACUAUGUCACCAGUGCACCCAGAUCGGUCACAGGACGGAAAAUA